Varanus komodoensis (Komodo dragon) is the source of this 2318-nucleotide messenger RNA. It is a transcript of the gene ZNF276, whose product is annotated as zinc finger protein 276. The coding region runs from base 45 to 1856 and encodes 603 amino acids. The record is from RefSeq and is a predicted model, not a curated record. Gene Ontology annotation, molecular function: zinc ion binding; chromatin insulator sequence binding. Lineage: Eukaryota; Metazoa; Chordata; Lepidosauria; Squamata; Varanidae. The transcript has 10 exons. Gene Ontology annotation, cellular component: kinetochore; chromosome; nucleus. Gene Ontology annotation, biological process: regulation of transcription by RNA polymerase II.
CUCCCGGCUGCCGCUUGGCCCUGCGCGAAAGCGGCGGUGGUGCCAUGCCCUCUCCCAGGGGGGUGCCCUGCGCUGCAGCGGUGGCCCAGGCCCGUCUGGGAGGGGCUCCCGGCCCACCCAGGCGCACGCCUUGGCCCCCCGGGCUGACCCCCGCCCUCCCUGUGGUCGCUGCAGGGAGCAGCCGGAGCCUGAGCACGGGGUACUGCCGGCUGUGCCACGGGAAGUUUUCCUCGCGGAGCCUGCGGAACGCUUUCGGGAAGGUCCCCGUGAUGGGGGAGAGCUCGGAGAAGCAGCGGCGCCUGGACCAAGUCUUCUUCACGGACUUCCAGCGGCUGGUGGGGGUGGCCGUCCGGCAGGACCCGGCCCUCCCCCCGUUCGUCUGCAAGAAGUGCCACGCGCAGUUCUACAAGUGCCGCAGCACCCUCAGGGCCUUCAUCCAGAAGGUGAACGUCUCGCCCGCCGGCCACCUCAAGGCGCGAGGAAAGAACCAUGUGGUCCAGCCUCACCUGCCUGGCCCAGAAGGAGACGCUCCCUGCCUGGCAGACCUGAUCACGUCCAGCCCGCAGUGCAUCCGGAACCUGGUGCUGUGGACCCACCACCACGCCGAGCGCUGCCAGGUGGCGCCGCACCUGCAGAGCGUCCUGUCCUCCCAGUACUGCGGGAUCAUCCGCGCCGUGUGGGGCUGUGCCGAGGGCCACGACUACGUCAUGAGCACCGACUCGGACUGCAGCGCCGUGCUGGCGGACGGCAGCCCCGCCGUCAAGUGGGAGCCGAGCGCCCAGCACGCGACGGGCAACGGGGUAGACGCCGCCGGCCCGAGGGCUGCCGGGGCCGUGCCGGAGCCCCCGCACGGCACGGCUAGGACGGCGGCUGGCCAGCAGCCGGCAAGCGGCGGGGUGGCUUUGCCUCCCUUCGGCACAGAAACCCAGGAGGCAGAGCGCCAGGAGGCGCCCACGGUGCAGGAAGCCUCCGGAGCGCCUUUGCAGGACGAAAGCCAGGCGCAGCCCGUCUGCCCCCUCAAUGGGAGCCCCGGACCCCCGAGCGAGACGCCAGCUCUGUCGGCAGCAUCGGAUGAGCGGGUAAAAGACGAGUUCAGUGACCUUUCUGAGGGUGAUGACAACAAGCAAACGCUGUCUUCAGACGAUUCCUUUGAGCCCUACCCAGAGAAGAGGGUUCCCAACAGCAGGAGAGCGAAAAGCAAAGAAGCAAAGUUGAAAGAGCCCAAAAUAAGGAAGAAGCCGGGACCUAAACCUGGCUGGAAAAAAAAGAUCAAGUGUGAAAGGGAAGAACUGCCAACCAUCUACAAGUGUCCUUACCAGGGCUGCACGGCUGUGUACAGAGGCCCGGAGGGCAUGAAGAAGCACAUCAAGGAGCACCACAAGGAGGUGCGCGAGCGGCCCUGCCCGCACCCGGGCUGCAACAAGGUCUUCAUGAUCGACCGGUACCUGCAGCGCCACGUCAAGCUGAUUCACACCGAGGUACGGAACUACAUCUGCGACGAGUGCGGCCAGACGUUCAAGCAGGGCAAGCACCUCUCCGUGCACAAGAUGCGCCACUCGGGAGCAAAGCCCCUCCAGUGCGAGAUCUGCGGGUUCCAGUGCAGGCAGCGGGCGUCUCUCAAGUACCACAUGACCAAACACAAAGCAGAGACGGAGCUGGAGUUCGCCUGCGACCAGUGCGGGAAGCGCUUUGAGAAGGCCCACAACCUCAACGUCCACAUGUCCAUGGUGCACCCCCUGACCCAGACUCAGGAGAAGGCGAGGGCGCCCGAGCCGGAGGCCCCGCCGGAUGCUGUGGGGACUGCCGAAAGCCAGCCCGUGAAAGCGGAACUGAGCGCCCAACAGGAGCCCACCUGAAGGAGCGGCUGGAGGAAAGCGCCCUGGCCCGGCCUUGCGGAAGCCACGCUCGAGGGGGAGUUUUAAGUGUAUUUUUAUGGGUUCUCCAAAUAGGGGCUCGGGGAAAUCUCUCCCGCUUGCUCGAGGAAGGCUUCCCGUUGCUGUGACGAUCCUCUCCUGGCGCUCGUGUCCAGCAGCGCCUCGCAGAGCAACGCUGCCCUGCCGAAGGGGAGAGGCUGCGCUGCCUCCCCUGACCAGCGUGGCCAGGAAGGUGGCACACCUGUUCUAAAGGUGGGCAAGUCCGUCGUCACAGGCAGGUGCUGCAGGGCGCUUGUCAAGGUCAUGGAAACCCGACUGAAACCCAGACAAUUUGUUUUAAAUUAAAUCCCAAAGCCAAUCUAAAAACAAAACCAGAACAUUUGUAACCUAAUUUUUAUUGUUACAAAGUCAUGGUUAUGCUUGUAAUAAAUUAUUUACACAGUA